GAUGCACUCUACCAUCAGUCAUUAUCAUUUAUCGGGAAAAAACACGAAAAUAUAUUCAAAAUAGAGGACUUUCUUCACAGGUUGGGCAGACACUUGGCUCUUUCGACUGGUUUGUUAGAAAAAGAGGUCUAUGAUUCUUGCCUUUAGAUAUCGCAACGGGUUUUUUUCUGUUCGUGUCUACCGUCGAUAAAAUCCUCAUAGUUUUUAUUCACUACUGCUCAUAAACCACGAGACGAUUCAGAAAAUCUUAAAGAGAAGCCUAAUGUGGAUGGGAUUUACAUCGACGGCGGCAAAAACUCUUAAGAAUUAUAUUAGCGCUGACCCAACCAUUUUCUGAGGAUCAGCCCCGACAGCUCUGCGAAAAGCGAUGCAAAUUACGCCCAAAGAAAGAACACCUAAUACAGUAACUCCAUAAUGGAAGAUCACUAUAGACGAAACGUGCAUCAUGGCCUUUGAUCAUCAACAAAAAUCUCUGCCUACUUCGAACCAUGCGAAUACUGCUAAUUUUUAUUCGAACCAUAAAACUUUGAACAAUGCACCGAACACUCCUAGGCAUCUUCAACACGCCGCACAUAAUCAAAAUUUUCAAGCACCACCUUCAUAUUAUCAUUACCCAGACAGAAGCUACGGCCCACGAUUUGGACUCAUACGAGGGUACCACAAAUAUUUGUACGACCCGAGACCUCAGCAGGAGCCUUGUUGCGAAUGUCCCCCUUCACGCGCAAGGAAAACACAAUCGCCAGACGGCUGCAACUGGGGUGUUGCGUUUGGCUGUAUUUUGCUAAUCAUUGGAGUCCUAGCAAUUCUUAUGGGAUUUUUGGUUCCGCAGAAACCCUCCAUAGCUAGAAACACACAUUUAACAUCGGAGGAAAGACAUGAAUUGAGCCAAAUUAAUCUCUUCAUAGACGUUUUUGUGAUAACAGGACUUGCAGUCCUCUCGAUGGGGGGUUUGCUCAUUUCUGUUGCCUUGUUGCUGCCUUUACUGAGACGAAGGACCGAACCUUUCCACGACGAGCCGAUUAAAUACUUCGGCAGCGAGGUUUAUGUGAAGUCCGAACAAUUGCCGAUGUCAAAGUCGGGGAUGCCGACAAUAAACUUAGGAUUUCACAAGGAUAUUGUGCCUGGAAACGUCGCUCUGCGUAAAAUUCAACCAGAAAGUGUGAAAAGCGAACCUGUCGACUUAAUUACCCAGGCAAAUUCCCCGUAACUCUGAAAAGCACUUUGAUGAGACAUAAAAUCUGAAUGAUUAAUACAAUCGUUUUAUUUACUUA
This is a messenger RNA of Pocillopora damicornis (cauliflower coral), 1271 nucleotides long. RefSeq lists its product as uncharacterized. Lineage: Eukaryota; Metazoa; Cnidaria; Anthozoa; Scleractinia; Pocilloporidae. Gene Ontology annotation, cellular component: neuron projection; neuronal cell body; transport vesicle. Gene Ontology annotation, biological process: nervous system development. The record is from RefSeq and is a predicted model, not a curated record.